GGUGGAAAAAUAUGUUUAUCAGACCAUUUCAAACCGUUGUGGGCACGUAAUGUGCCGAAGUUUGGAAUUGCUCAAGCAUUUUCGUUAGGGUUAGGACCGUGGCUGGCUGUUGAAAUACCAGAUCUGAUCGCGAGAGGAGUGAUACAACCGAAAUCGGGAUAG
This is a messenger RNA of Anisakis simplex (herring worm), 162 nucleotides long. The record is from the annotation of a GenBank genome assembly. NCBI's taxonomy places the organism in Eukaryota, Metazoa, Nematoda, Chromadorea, Rhabditida, Anisakidae.